CUUCCCCAACACAUUCCUACAUCCACCUCACCUUUUGACACUGUCCCUAAUUGGAAAGCCUUUUGGUCACUUCAAAUCACACGUCGCUCCCGCAAUAUCUGGUUCCGCUUUCUGCACAAGACCAUCAACACUCGUUUCUACCUACACCAAAAACUACCGAAGCUCAUCACUAGCCUUUAA
Gilbertella persicaria is the source of this 180-nucleotide messenger RNA. RefSeq lists its product as uncharacterized. The transcript has a single exon. The record is from RefSeq and is a predicted model, not a curated record. Lineage: Eukaryota; Fungi; Mucoromycota; Mucoromycetes; Mucorales; Choanephoraceae. The annotation marks the transcript as partial.